Messenger RNA from Drosophila innubila, 2867 nucleotides. It is a transcript of the gene Sec63, whose product is annotated as translocation protein SEC63 homolog. Gene Ontology annotation, cellular component: Sec62/Sec63 complex. The transcript is spliced from 4 exons. The coding region runs from base 329 to 2620 and encodes 763 amino acids. Gene Ontology annotation, biological process: SRP-dependent cotranslational protein targeting to membrane; post-translational protein targeting to endoplasmic reticulum membrane. Gene Ontology annotation, molecular function: RNA binding; transmembrane protein transporter activity. NCBI's taxonomy places the organism in Eukaryota, Metazoa, Arthropoda, Insecta, Diptera, Drosophilidae. The record is from RefSeq and is a predicted model, not a curated record.
GGCAGCACUGCACUGUCCAGACGUGUCAUUUGACGACGAGUUGUAAAUACAUAAGUUUUUUAAAUUCGCGGCGUUUAAUUGGCAUAAUUACCCGAUAUGUAUCAAUAACUGGGGCUACCCAAAAAGAUUCAAAAAGUGAAAUUUCCGAUAUUCGAUCAAACAAUAGAAACGCGCGCAGUUACAAACUGCCAGCGUGCCAAAAACAUCAGCUGGGCACAAGUCGACUUGGAAAAAAGACCACACCAAAUAUUCAGGCAACCACUCGAAGAAACAACGCUGACUUGUAAAUAAUUGGAGGAGGGCCGGCUCUGCGGCAGCAUCAUACUCAAUGGCGGGUCAAAAGUUUCAAUAUGAUGAAAGUGGCGGCACAUUUUAUUAUUUUGUGUUAUCAUUCUUGGCAUUAGUAUUGAUACCAACAACGAUUUAUUAUUGGCCACGUAAAAAAAAAGAAGAUCCCUGCAAGCGGAAAGAGGAAUGCGAAUGUGCCGACUGUGUGAAGAAGAACAUAAUCUUGGCCAAUGCGGAGCCUUAUCGUUUGCUGAAAUCCGUUACCAUCAAGCUAGCAAUUGUUCUUGGAUGGGCGCUCCUUCUCUUUCUCACCUAUCGCGUCUCUCAGUUCGACUACGAGAUGGCGAGCUUUGAUCCGUUUGAGAUUUUAAAUGUGCCGCCAACGUCAACACAGGCGGAGAUUAAGAAAGCUUAUUACAGGCUAUCCAAGAUACUGCAUCCGGAUAAGGAGACGGGUGACGAAAAGGCCUUUAUGAUGUUGAGCAAGGCGUAUCAGGCUCUCACCGAUGAUGUGGCCAAGGAGAACUAUGAGAAAUAUGGCAAUCCCGAUGGUCCUGGUGCCAUGUCCUUUGGCAUUGCACUGCCCUCCUGGAUUGUUGAGAAGGAGAACAGUGUUUGGGUUCUCGGCUUAUACGGUCUAGUCUUCAUGGUAGCCAUGCCCUCCGCUGUGGGCGUUUGGUGGUAUCGCUCCAUACGCUUCAGUGGUGACAAAGUCCUCUUGGACACCACACAAAUGUACUUUUAUUUCAUCCACAAGACACCUCAUAUGCUGUUGAAGCGUGCUCUUAUGGUCCUGGCAGCUAGCUUGGAGUUUGAUAAGCGACACAAUUCACAGGUGAUAGAGCGGCAGUCGGAUAACGACGAGGUGCCAGCGCUGAUAAGGCAGUUGCCCAAUCUCAACGAGAAGUGCAAGGAGCAUCCGCUGUGCCGCAUGUAUUCCAUUAAGGCGCGUGCCAUUCUGCAUGCCCAUCUCUCACGGAUGCCGCUUAACGCGGAGACAUUGGAACGCGAUCGUCAGUUUAUAGUGAAGAAAUGUCCGUAUCUGGUGCAGGAAAUGGUCAGUUGUGUCCAUCAGCUGGUGAUGAUGGCCUAUGCCCGUCGUGUUCCCCGCCUGCCCAGCAUUGAGACCAUCGAGAAUUGUAUGAAAAUGUCACCGAUGAUCAUCCAGGGAUUGUGGGAAUUUAAAUCCCCGUUGCUGCAGUUGCCACAUUUAACCGAAGAUCAUUUGUAUUUCAUGAAUAAGAAGAGGCACGUAAAGAAUCUGCAACAAUUUGCACAGUUAAAGCCCGAAGAGAGUCGCAUGUUGUUGAAGAAUCUCUCCGACUUUGAGUAUGAGAACGUAAUGCGAGUACUGGGAAAGAUGCCAUUGAUUGAUUUCUCCAUACGCUGUGAGGUGAUUGAUGAUGAGAACACAAAUGUAGUUACGGCCGGAGCAAUUGUCACGGUAACGGUUACACUGGAGCGGAAGGACAUGAAGACAUUGUUUGGCGAUACAAAGGCACCGGAAAAACAGGGCAUUAAGGAUGAACCCAACAACGAGGAGGCUGAGGAUGAGGAGGCGGGAGCGGCAGCUGCUGCAGUUCCGGUUAAGAAGGCAUCCGCCUGGGCAAAGCCAAGGAAGGGCGGCAAGGGCAAAGGUGGCAAGAAACCCGUCAACAAUCAAAAGAAGAAGGUGCAGGCAAAGCAAGCUGCCACAACAGCUGCAACUGCAACAGCUGCUGCUGCGGCUGCUGCAGCUGCAACAACCACGGAUGAUCAGACGGCGGCCAAUUCGGAGGCUGAAUCUGAUGCUGGGGAGCAUAGUGAUGUAGAAUCUGUUGUCGGUUCGGCCAGCGAGGAUGAGGAUAAGCAGAACAAGAACAAUUCCUCGCUGGACGAUGAUGAUGACGAGGAAUGGGAACGACUGCAGGCGAAGCUGAACAAACGUGAACGUCUCGAGGGCAAGUCGAGGAUGUCGCAUUCGGUGCACUGUCCCUUCUUCCCGGAGGAGAAGCAGGAAUACUGGUGGACAUACAUCUGCGAUCGCAAGUCGCGCACGUUGCUAACGGCGCCCUACCAUGUGACAAAUCUCGUCGAGAAGGAGGAGAUACAGCUGAAAUUCACGGCGCCGCGUUGGCCCGGAGUUUACACUUUUACGGUGUGCCUGAGAUCGGAUUCGUAUCUGGGCAUGGAUCAGCAGCAGGAGCUUAAAUUGGAUGUCCAGAAGGCGCCAGCACCACCGACAGAUCAUCCACAAUGGGAUCUCAGCGAAUCAGAGCCGGAGCAUAAUGAUCAACAGGAGAAUCUAAGCGAUUAUACAACGGACACAUCCGAUGAGGAGGAUAGCGAUUAGAGAGAGACUUAAAAGAAAUCAUUGAGAGACUGUCAUGACAUGUCCCUUCUCCUCCUCUCCUCUUACCCCAGCGAGUGAAUGUCCUUUCUUAAACAUGAUGAUUUUGUUUUUCUUUUUUUAUUAGUAAAUGAUUUUGCGUUGCGAAUAUAUUCGCAUUUAUUUUUUUUACUAGUUUUUGUAAUUGUAAUGAAACAUGGAUAUAAAUGAGCCCGAAACUAGAGCGUAAAUAAAUAAGUCGAAAGAAUAA